AUGGAAGCACUAGGACUUGAGGUACGAAGAUUGCAAGCACAAAUGGAGAAAAUGAAUAAGGCCCAAAGAGGGACCCCAUGUAUGACAUUGGCUUUAUAUUGUGAUAAAUGUGGUGGCGCGCAUGGAGCUCAUGAGUGCACUUUUACUUAUGAUGAUGGUUCUUAUGAGCAAGUGGAUGUCGUGGGAUACCAAAGGCCCAACGAUUUCAACUCUUAUGGCAAUAACAAUAGUCAAAAUUGGAGGCAAGGCCAAGGUUGGCAAAAUCAAACAUCUCAAAAUCAAGGAUGGCAAGGCCAAGGGCAAAGGCCUAACCAAGGAGGGCCAAGAGGGGAUAUCAAGACAACCGGGGAUAUCAAUAUAACCAAAAUCAACCAAGAGGAGGAGCAUAUAGACCACCGAUGUACCAAGGAAGCAAUCAACCACCAAGGGAUGAAGCACCUAAGGAAAGUUUUGAGGACAAAAUGGAAAGAUAUCUCCAAUUUGAGACAAGAGAAUCAUGCUUCAAUGAGAAACUUGGAAACACAAGUAGCUCAAAACUCCAAGGCAUUGGCCGAGAGACCACAAGGAGCACUCCCAAGCACUACGGUGAACAACCCCCGGGAGAGGGUACAAGCCGUGACACUUAGGAGUGGGAAAGAACUCCCGGAGCCAAUCUUGAAGAAGGGCGCCAAUUCCAAGAGUCCCAUUGAGGAGGUGACCGUUGAAGAGGUACUUGAAGAAGAAAAGGAAAAAGAAAAGGGAAAUUCACCAUUGCCUAUAAGUCCAAAGGUCACUCGAGCACUAGAGAAGGCAAAAGACAACGUAUAUGUGCCUAUGUAUCAACCACCACUUCCAUACCCCGGGAGGGUGAAGAAGAGUAUUGAUAAAACACAAUACGGUAAAUUUCUUGACUUGUUAAAGCAAUUACAUAUUAAUGUGCCUUUUCUUGAUGCUUUAGGUCAAAUGCCGCACUAUGCUAAGUUCCUUAAAGACUUGCUCACCAACAAGAGAAAGCUCGAGGACUCGGCUACGGUGUUACUUGGGGAGGGGUGCUCCGCGUUCGUGCGCCACAAGCCACAAAAGCUCACGGACCCGGGGAGUUUCACCAUUCCUUGUCAAAUCGGCGACACCGACUUUAGUCAAGCAUUGGCGGACUCGGGGGCAAAUAGAGUAGACAAGUUUAUAUUUCCUGUGGAUUUCGUCACCAUUGAUAUGGAUCCCGACCACGAGGUCUCAUUGAUCUUAGGUAGGCCAUUUUUUGCCACCGCUCGGGCCCUUAUUGAUGUGGGGAGCGCGAAGUUAGUACUCCGGGUGGGUGAUGAGUGUGCGACCUUUGAUGUCUCAAAAUUGACUAAAUAUCCGAUGGCUUCGGAUGACACAUACUACUUUGUGGACAUCUUCCAUGAGCAUGUGGAGUCAAUUUAUUCCAAUUUCUUGGGCAAAAUGAAAAAUGAUGCCCAUUUGAAGGUUUUGUGUGAUGAUAAUGGUAUUGAGUCUCUUGCUUUGGUCGAUAAAUCUUUGACACAUAAACAUGUUAGUGAUAUGCAUGAGACACCUUGUGAUGAUGAUGAAAUGAAUUUUGAUGCUAGUUUGCUUGAAUUAAAUGAUGUUGAAUUUGAGACUUUCCUUGAUAAUUGCCUUGAUGAUGCUUUAUACAUUCAUGAUUUGCUUGGUGAAGAUAAGGAGGAAAUGGAAGGAGAUUUAUGGGAUGUGUUGUUAACUAAGGAAAAAGAGGGGGAGAAGGAGAGUGUAACUAUAGAGAAGGAUGGGAAGAGUGAUCUUAAAGCUUUACCCCGAUAA
Molecule: messenger RNA, 1779 nt
Organism: Ipomoea triloba (trilobed morning glory)
Lineage: Eukaryota; Viridiplantae; Streptophyta; Magnoliopsida; Solanales; Convolvulaceae
Exons: 3
Coding region: 1-1779 (592 amino acids)
Source: RefSeq, a predicted model, not a curated record